This is a messenger RNA of Westerdykella ornata, 2757 nucleotides long. RefSeq lists its product as uncharacterized. Gene Ontology annotation, molecular function: protein binding; ADP binding. The record is from RefSeq and is a predicted model, not a curated record. The transcript has 8 exons. NCBI's taxonomy places the organism in Eukaryota, Fungi, Ascomycota, Dothideomycetes, Pleosporales, Sporormiaceae. Bases 1 to 2757 code for a protein of 918 amino acids.
AUGACCGCUAAGUCUAAGGCAGACAGAGAGAAUCGAACCGCAAGGCCUCUGUGGCAUCGUGCACUGGAGCGAUAUCGAGAUGAGCUCAAUCAAAACGAUGAUUACCAGUCUGUUAUGGAGACUACGUCUCUCGGUGACCUCCUGAAUUACACCAAAACUAUCGAGACGAGGAUGCCUCGGGAUCGAGGUGCCUCUAAUUCCUUGCAGCGCCUUGGUCCAACGCUCAAGUUCCUGGAUGAUUUCUCGGCCGUCAUUGCGGGUUGCUUCGGGGCCGACGCUAAAUUAACGGCCUUCGUAUGGGGUAGCAUACGGCUAAUGCUGGGUUUGGCAUCAUCCGCAGGUGACAGUCUGAAGGAAGUCCUCGAUAUGCUUGAAGAGUUGAGCCUCGCAUUACCAAGCCUCAGGACUCAUCAUACCAGUCUUGAUAUGGAUAGGGAGCUCGAAGCUGCACUCGUCGACGUUUACACUGAAGUCAUCUGCUUUUACGCACGAUGCAUUCAUUUCUUCCGGUCAUACCCCUCGGUGCUGAUGAGACGCGGCGCAUGGGAGGAAUGUCGUGACGAUUUCGCCCGCACACUUCGGCGGCUCCGACGGCUCUCUGCAACAGUCGAAAGGGAAGUAGAGUUCGCCCGCAUGAAAGACAACCGCCGCAAGUAUGAUGAAGUCAUGGGGUUAAUUGAGAAGUUCAAGGAGACCAGGGUGAAUGCGAAUGAGCCCAAGCGAUACCAUUAUAUCCCUUCUAUGCUGAGUCCCAGGUUCUGGGGCAGAGAAGAUGCUUUGCAUGCCCUUCAAGAGGCGCUGUCACCAGAUCAAAAUUCCCCUCUGCUGAAGACCUUUGCUCUCUACGGAAUGGGAGGCGUCGGCAAGACCCAGAUUGCUUUGCAAUAUGUCAAUCUUCGAGAAUCGUACAAGACCAUCCUUUGGGUCAGUGCUGAUAAUGUCAGCAAUAUGGGACAGAGUUUCCGUGAGAUUGCGAAACUUCUCGGCCUAGCACAAACCGAGCUGGAACUGCAGGACACGCAAGGCUGCAUAUUGAAGGUCAGGGACUGGCUCACUGAAGCCUCCGAUCCAUGGAUCCUGAUAUUUGACAAUGCAGACGACCUCAAAGUGUUACGGCACGCCUGGCCUACAUACGGCCAAGGAGCGGUGCUAGUAACGACGCGGGAUCCGAAUGUGGUGCACAGUCCUGCCUCAACAGGCUUUCGCGUUCAACCUUUCGACGCCGCAGAGGGUUCCGAAGUGCUGCUAAACUUAGUAGGCCUCGAUAGUACAUCAAAAUUGAACCGUGAAAAAGCGGUUGAGAUUAUGGACACUCUUGGGGGCCUACCUCUGGCUCUCACUCAGAUUGGAGGCUUCAUCGUGCAACGAAGGCUACCUCUCCGAGAUUUCCUUCCAUUGUACGAGCGCAACGCAUCCGAAAUUGACGCACGUAAAACCAGCAUAAGCGAUUACGAGCACACCCUGAGUACGGUAUGGGAAAAGUCUAUGAGGGAGCUAGAAGGAGACGCCCAAACCCUGUUCAACCUGCUACCAUACUUCCAACAGGAUGGCAUAGAUGAGAUGACUUUAUCGCAAGGCUCCAUUGGCCUCAAUGCGUCUGGUUAUGAAUUUCUUCAUGAUGAUAUGGACUUAGGCGACGCUGAAGAGGCUUUGCUCAGGACCGGUCUCAUGGACAAGAAUGCGGAGACCGCACUUCUGUCCACCCAUCGCCUUAUACACGCAGCAAUUAUUCGUAACCAGUCUCCGGAGACUCGAGAAGUAAUUUUUGACGUGGUUGUCCGUAUCCUCAGCUGGGGUUUUCCCGAUAGCUUGAGUCGGGAUGUCGGUCACCAAUUUCCGUCGUGGGCAAACUGCGAAAAAUACCUUCCGCAUGUCAAUCAUCUAGUAGCUCAUCGAAAGAGACAUAAGAUUGGGCUUGUGAAAUCCGAGAGAUAUGGUAAAUUACUUCUUCGACACAGUUGGUACCAAUUUGCACUGGGGUGUUAUGAUGUCGCCAAAUCCCUGAUCAUCGAGGCUCUGGAGACAUGUGAGAAUAAGACCACAUUGUCAUAUGCCAGUGCGGUCGAUUCCUCUGGUCUCAUCGAUCUCGGUCCGAUGAAGGGGCUCAUAGCAUUUGAAGAAGCUCUCACGAACAUAACGCUCGCGUAUACUGAAAUGUGGGAACAUGAUAAGACAUUCGCAGCACACAGUGAUAGGAUUGGUAACUCGUACAGCAACAUGACCAGCUUGCUGUUGAGAAUGAAGAGGCCCGACGAAGCGGAGGAAAUGCUCAAGCGAUGCCCCUCCCUCAAAGACUUCACGGAUGAGACGUUCAUCAAGACCGGAAACCCGCGUUUCUCGGGGGACAUGGUCCUGCUUUCUCGUAUACGAUUACAGCAAGGCAGACUUGACGAGGCUCUUAAAGUUGCUGAAAAUGCUUUAGAUUUCCGCAGGAAGCUGCUGGGAAACCGGCUGAAGACCUGCGAUUCGCUCUACGAUGUAGCAAGUCUUUUGCAUAUGCACGGGAACACCACUUCAGCAAUUGAGCUCCUCGGCCAACUGGUGGAUAUUGCGGGCUCGAUACCCGAAGGCAAGGGGCAGCUUGCCCGAGCUUAUUUCAAGCUCGCUGUUCUGCACCAGGAGAAGGGGAGGCAUAGCGAGAGUAAUACCUAUCGGGAGAUGGCCGAAAGUCUAAGGGCUGAGUUGAAGCCGGAAGCCGUGGGGGCUCCCUUCAACGAGGAAGAAUUCAUGAAACUCUGCGUGUGGAUGUUGUGGUAA